This is a messenger RNA of Saxophila tyrrhenica, 6279 nucleotides long. RefSeq names its product polyketide beta-ketoacyl-synthase (gene pks1). Lineage: Eukaryota; Fungi; Ascomycota; Dothideomycetes; Mycosphaerellales; Extremaceae. Gene Ontology annotation, molecular function: fatty acid synthase activity; 3-oxoacyl-[acyl-carrier-protein] synthase activity. Gene Ontology annotation, biological process: secondary metabolite biosynthetic process; fatty acid biosynthetic process. The transcript is spliced from 9 exons. The record is from RefSeq and is a predicted model, not a curated record. The coding region runs from base 1 to 6279 and encodes 2092 amino acids.
AUGGCCCACCCAACUCUUGCAUUCUUCGGCGGCCAGGGCAGUCGCGCCUUGUUCGGACAAGAUGCGUUGAAGCAGCUCAGAGUCGAGAGUGCCUCUACUCAUGCUGUCGCCCUGUUACUCACAAGCUGUCAUUCUGCAUUCUUGAGCGAAGUGCUGGAGCUAGAGAGCCAUGGAGAGGCAAAGAUGUGGGCGAGUUUCGACGGACUUGGGACACCUGAGCAACUGGUCUCUGUGCCGAAAGAGUUCCAGAGCAAUCCGAUCGUCGAGGGGGUCAUGCUGUGUCUGCGCCAACUCAAGGACUACCUGGUAUGGUUCCAGUCAUCACACCGACGCGCGCCGACGGCAGUGGCCGGCUUCUGCUCUGGGGCCAUCCCGGCGAUGGUGGCGGCGUCGGCCAAAGAUGUGCCAGACUUCAUUGAACGCAGCAAGGAAGCCAUACGACUCGCUUUCAGUAUUGGCUUGCGCGUGGGCGAACUGAGCUACCGGAUUGCAGGAGGAGGCUGGCAAGAUCGGCCGUGGUCGCUCGCAGUUCGAGGACUGUCGAGAAGUGAUCUCGAGGACAUCUUGGCCAAGUUCAACGAACAGGAAGGUUUAUCCGAGGGCAGCGGCCUUCUCGUUUCCACCAUCUCCAACACCGACAACAACAUCUCCAUCGUGGGCGAAGGCAGUCUGUUGGCGAGGCUACGCUCGACCUAUCUGCCCGCCACUGUCACCUGUCGCGAUAUACAGGUGCACGGUCUGUAUCAUGGUCGUGACCAAGCGCUUUCGGCGUUGGAGAGCGUCCUUGCGGAUGUCAAGCGACGACACAUCUUGUUCCCAACUCUAGACGACCUUCGGGUGCCGGCGUGGACUUCGCAGAACGAGUCCUCGAUAUGUCGCGACUCGAACCUCCCAUGCUCGCUGCUAGAGCACACAGUUCGUGGCAUCAUGGUCCAAACCGCUGAUUGGGCCUCGACCUGGACCAAAAUCAUAAGUUCCCCCAUUACGGGCGGCGACAAGCUGUCAGUGGUAGCUAUCGGCCCAGGCGCAUAUCAUUUCCUGAGCACCCCAUCAAGUCGUGCAGCCAGCACGAGGGCGGAGGUGCUCGAUGUUGCAGACAUCACGCCUGAUCGGAGCAUAGAGUGUGAUCAGAAUGACAUCGCGAUUGUGGGCAUGUCCGCUCGGUUCCCGCUAAGCUCGAGCAGACAGGAACUGUGGAACAUGGUUGCGGAGGGAAAGGAUGCGCUGAGACCAAUCCCAGAAUCACGCUUCGGCGAUGUUGCUCUUGGUGAACGGUCAGCAUCCACUAACACUGGGAACUUCUUGGACGACCCCUUCCUUUUUGACCAUGAGUUUUUCAACAUUUCUCCGAGAGAAGCGAAGUCGAUGGAUCCACAGCAGAAGCUGCUCUUGCGCGGGGCGAAGGAGGCUUUGGACGAUGCUGGUUAUGUGCCCAACGCCACGAAGUCUCUCCAAGCUAAAUCAACUGGCUGUUACAUUGGAGCGGCCACGGAAGAUUAUGCUCACAACUUGAGAGACAACGUGGAUACUCACUACUCAACCGGUACCCUCCGGGCAUUCCUCAGCGGCAAGGUGUCUUACGCCUUUGGGCUCAGCGGUCCGUCCUCGGUGAUUGAUACCGCUUGCUCUUCUUCUCUGGUAGCGAUCUCGCAGGCUUGUCGAGCACUCGUGAACGGAGACUGCUCUGCCGCUCUCGCCGGUGGAGUCAACGCCAUGACGAGCCUCAAUAUGUAUCUCGGCCUAUCCAGAGCCCAUUUCCUAAGCCCCACAGGCCAAUGCAAGUCUUUUAGCGACAAGGCAGACGGCUACUCCAGAUCGGAAGGCUGCGGUCUGUUCGUGCUAAAGCGGUUGCCGGAUGCGAUCAUCGAGAAUGACCACAUCCACGGCGUGAUCAAAGCAGCAGAAGUGAACCAUAGCGGUAUGGCACGCUCAAUAACGCAUCCUCAUCAACAAACGCAGGAGGAUCUGUAUCGGAAUCUACUCUCGACGUCGGGUAUCGACCCAGCAUCAAUUACUGUUGUCGAAGCACAUGGGACAGGCACUCAGGCGGGAGAUACGGUAGAAGUCGCCGGCCUUCACUCAGUCUUUGGUUCAAGUCGCACCGCCGAACGACCAUUAUACAUUGGCUCGAUCAAAGCGAACAUUGGUCAUCUCGAAGCCGCAGCUGGCGCAGCCGGACUAGCAAAAGUGUUGUGCAUGUUCCGGGAACAGAAGAUACCUCCCCAGAUAUCCGCGAGGAAGCUCAAUCCAGGCUUUCCCGACCUUGAAGCCAGACAUAUCCAAAUUCCAACCCAGCUCCAGGCAUGGAAUACUCGGUCGCGCGAGCCGAGAAAGGCCUUGCUGAACAGCUUCGGCGCCGCUGGAUCGAAUGCUGCAAUCAUACUUCAAGAGUGGCCUGCGGGAAAUGAUUCUCGCCUAUGCAGGAAGCGGACUGCUUACAACUGCGUCAUCACCGCCAAACGCAAGAUAGACGUUCAGCAGUACUGCUCGAGGUAUCUUUCGAUGCUCACUGCGAGACCCACGGAAGCUAUAGAGGACAUUUGUUACACCUCUACUGCCCGGCGCCAAGCUUACGACUACCGGAUAUCGCUAGUAUGUCAAAGCACACAAGAUCUGGCCGAACAGCUUGAAACUCCGGUUGAACCCGUACGCUGCUCUUCCUCGGAGAGGCCGUACGUCUUGGUGUUCUCUGGUCAAGGCUGUUUCUAUCCGGGCAUGAGCAAAGGUCUACUGACGACUAUGCCCGUCUUCCGAGAAGCUAUGGGCCGCUGCGAUGAGAUCAUCACAUCUUUAGGCCAUCGAAGUGUUCUCUCGAUGAUAGAGGACGAGUAUGUGCCUUGCGAUGCCACUGACAGCAUCCUGUACGCUCAGCUUGCCUGCUUCUUUGUCGAAUACGCAUUGGCCACAAUGUGGAUGGCUUGGAAUGUUCGACCAGCUAUGGUAGUAGGUCACAGUCUAGGUGAAUAUGUCGCAUUGGUAGUAGGCGGGGUCCUGUCUCUGACAGACGCACUCAGAGUCGUUGCGCACCGCGCCGAGCUCAUGAUCGAUAAGUGCAGAAUCGGCGAGACCGCUAUGCUGGCAUGUAACCAGAGCGCUUGCCACCUUGAGGACUUAAUUUGUUCGAGCCGAGACAAGUUCAAUGGUCUGUCUGUGGCAUGUAAGAACAGUCCAGUCGACACUGUCGUCUCAGGUCCAGUAGCAGCGAUCAACAGUCUCCAGGAGACUCUGCGGCUGGACGAUGGUCGUUGUCAAAGACUCCAGGUACCACUGGGGUAUCAUUCCACCGCGGUCGAUGCGGUUUGGGGACCGUUGCGAGACUUCUGCGCGAACGUUACGAUGUCACGUCCUUCGAUACCAACAGGCUCUUGCCUCCAUGGCAGAAUGUUGAUAUCUGAAGACAUCUCGCCGAAGUACCUCCCAGACCAGAUGCGAGGGAGCGUUCGGUUUGCUGAUCUCAUCACCUCCAUCAUGGCCAGCGAGCAAUUGCGCGAGCCAAUCUUCAUUGAGACAGGGCCCUCACCAAUCACUCUACCUCUCAUCCGUAAUUCGAUCUCGGACAAGGACUGUCUUCUGUUGCCGACCCUCAAGCGUAACAGUGAUCCUUGGGUCACUAUCUGCAGUUCACUGCGGACUUUGAGUCUUACAAACAACACAAUCCGAUGGCGCGCUGUAUUCGAUGGCACAGGGGCGAGGCUUACCGAGACUCCAGCUUAUCCAUUUCAACAGCAGAGCAUUUUUUGCAAGCCAGUCCAACGAAACGAGGACACCACGGAGAAAGAACAAGUAUCGGAUGUCUGGAGCGCGGGAUCACAACAGAUGGAUGAAACAAGCGAUUUGAGCAAUACAAAGUCCUUUUAUCCUCUGGACAAUAUCGAGAGUAGGAAAGUGCAGGGAUCGACAUCGUGUCGAUAUGAACUCGACUUCUCCAGCAUCGAGAAAUACGUCUUGGGACACGUUGUUGGCGGAUGGCCACUUUGUCCCGCAUCAAUAUACCAUGGCAUCCUUCUCGAAGCAUUGAUUACGGAGUCUGAGUCGACGCUGACGUCCAGCAUCGUCGUGCAACAUGUGCACUUCUCGAAGCCGCUUCUUGCUCUGCCCAAAUCGCCGGAGCGGAAGAUUGCAUUGGAUAUUCAGCCUGCUCGAGAUGUCAAUGGCCAAAAAGAUGCCCAGCAGUUCACAUUCUCCUCAUGCCCCGCAAGCGGCAAGCAUGGUUCGAACGAACACUGUACUGGCUCAGUGAGUUAUCUGCCGCCUGCGGAAGUGGAUCAAUACCUCGUGCAGAAAGCUGGGCAGCUGGGGAGACGAGCCAUCCGACGACAAGCAUGGCAGCCAUCCGGGAGGGUAUUUGAUACCCACGUCAUCUACAAUGUCAUCUUCCCCCGCAUCGUUGCCUACUCAAGCGCAUACCACACCCUCCGGGAGCUUACCGCGUCUAAUGAUGGGGUUGAAGCAUGGGGCCUCUUUCGACUACCUGCAUGCGAGACGACAAUGCGCAAUGGGGUGCCAUCCGCUACCUUUGUCGAUACCCUACUACAUGCCGCGGGCUUCCUCGCCAAUGUGAAGGUCAACUCAUCAGAAGCGUGUAUUUGCGCGGAGAUUCAGACUUGCACAAUGUCCGAGAAGCCGCUGGACUGUCGCCAAGACUACCAGAUCUAUUGCCGCUUGCAGGAAACCGGCACGGCCUUCGUUGGCGAGUCGUAUGCCAUGGACUCAGAAGGAAGUGUUCUCGCUGCGAUUGAGGGGAUGAAGUUCAACAGACUUCAGCUGCGGGCUUUGCAGACACACCUUUCCAUGGUCGCCGGGGACAGGGAUGCUCCCGGUGAAGACCAGCAACUUCGCGAGUCGCAUUGGACUACUGACCAAGACACGAGUAGUCGCGCAGAUUCCGCCAAAGACGUCGAGAGCACCCUGCAUGAUAUCGCCGCAGGGGUGAGCGGCCUUUCAAAGAAGCUCAUAGACGACCAGAAGAGACUGGAAGACCUGGGGUUCGACUCCUUGCUCCAGCUUGAGCUUCGCAGUGCAAUUCGCAAGCACUUCUCGUCCUACUCGCUUGAAUUGCCACCUUCGUUGAACGAAUGGACGCUGUGCACCCUGAGAGAUACCAUAGUGCAGCAACGUGGCGAUGAAAUGCAACCACGCUCGCCUCGUGGAGCGGGCGAAAGCACUUCAGUAAAGGCACAGAAUACCAAAGGCUCCGAUGGCAAGGUGAGCACGGGCAGCAAUACCGAGGAUGUCGUAGGCCUCAUCAGCAGACUCACCGGCACCCCGUCAGCCCAAGUCUCUUUCGACGCUCCUCUCGACUCUCUGGGGAUAGACUCGCUCAUGAUGUUCGAACUGCAAAGGAUGCUGUACACUCGCUACGGACAGCCCCAGGGCGACGUGCAGAUCCACUCUGAGCUCACUGUGCAAGAACUGCAGGACAUCUUCCUGAAUCCACCAGAGCCUCGUGCCGUCGACAAGAUCGAUGGGGUUGCGGACUUGACUUUCACCCCGACGUCCCGAGCUUUGCCGUCGGUUCGGAUGGCGAAGAUACAGGUGGAUGCGAGUGGUCGACCUCCAUUGUUCCUGUUCCACGACGGGAGUGGGACGGUGGAGUGCUACAGAAGGCUAAAGCAGCUUGGAUGUGACGUUUUCGCCAUCGCCAACCCGAUAAUGGAGCGAGGCGUCCAUUGGGCGAAGGAUUUGGUGGGAAUGGCUCGCCAUUAUGCGGCUGCCAUCGCUGCUCUGCCGACGAGAACAGUAAUCCUGAGCGGCUGGUCAUUCGGCGGCGUCCUAGCAUACGAAAUCGCUCAACACUUGGCUCCCCUCGGUACGACGGUCCAAGGCGUCAUGUUCAUCGACUCCCCACCCCCGAUACACCAUGAACCACUCCCUCCGCCGAUCGUCGACUACAUCCUGAAUGCCAACCGCAAGUCCAAGCUCGCUCCUCGCGGAGAUGCUCGAGCGAUCGUAGCAUCGCAGUUCGAGAUGCACGCACGUUUUCUUGCUGAGUACAGCCCCUCUGCCAGCGAAGCGCAUGUGGCCGUAGAUACUCAGUACGUUAUGCUGCAGUGUCAGGACACUUUCGACGCUAUGGGGCUGUGUGGGGUGGAGUAUGCCUGGCUAGGUGAUUCGGGUAUGAGAUCUGAGUCGACUCGCCAAUGGGAGUGCAUAUUGGGACGGCAGAUGGUGGUGCUGGGGAUUCCGGGGAAUCAUUUCGAGCCUUUUAGUUCUUCGAAGAUAUCUUCGACGUCUACGGGUCUGAAGAAAGCCUACGAUCGUAUUGCAUUGCAGACUUGA